Molecule: messenger RNA, 3396 nt
Organism: Amaranthus tricolor (Joseph's coat)
Lineage: Eukaryota; Viridiplantae; Streptophyta; Magnoliopsida; Caryophyllales; Amaranthaceae
Exons: 4
Coding region: 408-2567 (719 amino acids)
Source: RefSeq, a predicted model, not a curated record
UGGUGGAAGGUAAUAUCUCACGUGUUGUGUUGGCGUGAGACUAGGAAGUAGGAACAAGACGGUGCUGGAAUCAAUCUAUACUGUAGUCUCCUUUUCCAUUUUCUAUCAAUUCUAAUUUCUAGGGUUCUAAAUUCUAAUUAGUUUUCAAAUUACCUUUCUUCAACAUCAUUCAAUCUUCCACGAUAAACCCGUGAAUCUCAUUUUCAAUCUCAAUCUUAAUCUCAAUCUCAAUCUCAAUCUCAGUCUCAAUUUCAAUCUCAAUUUUAGUCUCGACUCUCCCUGGUCUUCUUUACCUCAACGUUCAAUCUUGCUCAUUUUGGUAUCCUCUGAAUUUCUCUCUCCCUCAAUUAUGUGAAGCACACUAUUCACUAUUCACAUUAUUCGUUGUCAUAAACUUAUUAAUCCAUAUGCCUAUGGCAUGCCAAGUUAUUAUACGGUCAUGGACCUUGUCUACUUUAGUUGGUGCCUUUCUUGACCUGGCUAUUGCCUUCUUCCUCCUAUGUUCUUCUGCAGUGGCCUUUUUUUUGGCUAAAUUUCUUGCCUUCUUUGGGUUAACCCUCCCAUGCCCUUGCAAUGGCUUCUUUGGCGUUCUUACUCGACAAUCUCCCUGUCUCCAGCGCCUCUUACUUGAUUUCCCCACCAAUACCAUUUCCUCUGUUCAGCUGUCUGUCAAGACCAAGUUUCCCUUUGAUUCCAUUCUAGCCAGAAACCAGCCCUGCCAACUUAACUUUAAGCUUUUGAGAGAAACAAUCUCCGAUGGCGGUGUGCUUGAGUUAGAAGGUGAAGCAUCCUGCAGUUGUUGCUCUGAUUCCAGAAGCUCUCAACACACUCUUUCUGCUUCAAACUCCUUUGGUGAGUUUGACAUUAAGACCAAGACUGCUGCUACUCAAAGGCCAAGAGUUGGCCUUAGGCGUGGUCGCAGAGAAAGCAUUCAGUAUGGAAUCCUUACAUCAUCCUCUUCUUAUGAUCACUUGAGGUCUGACACCCGUGCCAUUCCUCGGUCUACUUCUGAUCCUAGUAUAUUAGAGGUUGUUGAAAAUUCAACACUCUUCAACUUCCACGAAAGGACAGUACCAGAUUUUGAGUCCCAUCAUGUAACUGAUGAGAAUAAACUCAUUUAUGAAAACGCAAUAUCUUCUGAGAACCUCAAGAACAAUUUGAGGCUAGAUCAUGGGCAUGGGGUUGAUGGUGAAGCUGAAAGUGCAAUCAGGAUUUUGGAACUAGCACUUGAGGAAGAGCAAGCUGCUCGUGUUGCAUUGUGCACUGAGCUAGAGAAAGAGAGACUUGCUGCUGCCACAGCUGCAGAUGAAACGAUGGCCAUGAUUUCACGACUGCAAGAGGAGAAGGCAUCCAUUGAAAUUGCUGCUCGACAGUAUCAAAGGAUAAUUGAAGAAAAAUCAAUUUAUGAUGCUGAAGAAAUGGAUAUACUUAAAGAGAUUAUUGUCCGGAGAGAGCGGGAAAAACAUUUCUUGGAGAAGGAAGUUGAAGCCUAUAGGAAGGUGUUCCAAGAAAAUAGUGGGUUGGACUGCCAGUCAAAUAUUACACAAGGACAGAAUGAGGGCUCUAUUAUUGAUUUUUCUGCGGAUCCUAUGCUGAUUCUGCAGCAACUCAGUGAAUCAAUAGAUAAACGGAGAUGGUUUGAGAAUAUGAGCAACUAUCCUAGUUAUACCCCUGCCCAUGUUAGGAAGCAAAUUUCCACUCUGCCUGAGGGGAAAGAAUCGUCUAUCCUUCAACCAGACCAUGAUAUUCAAGUUAUAAAUGAACCAGAAUGUUCUCAGCGUUCAAGUAUUAUUCCAGGUUAUCCACAUAGCGAUGAUGAAACUAUUCAAGAUGUACAGGAAAAGGGAAUGCUAUCUACAGAUAAGAAUACCUAUCCUCAGCUGUGUGAGUCAAGCAGCUCUCAAGGUAAAAAUAGUGAUGUUUAUCCUCAGCAGAGAACAAUAUGUGAUGUAGUAAAACCUUCUGAUGGGGAGCCUCAUGUACAUGAUGUCUAUAUCAUUGAUUCCAAAUCUAGUGUCUCCAAAAAUACUGAUGAGAUGGAAGAUUGCCAACUUCUCAUGCAUAACAAUGCUUAUAAUGUAGCUAGAAAACAUGAAUCUCCAUUGUGGUCAUCUGAUUCUCAGAAGUUUGAUGGUUCUGCUGACAAGAGUUUGAAGGUUGAAUUAGAGAUUAAUAGAAGCUCCUCAGACAUAGUUGAUCGGUUUCCAACAGCUAGCAGCUCACCGGAUAGAAGUUUUGUCUCUGAUUUACGGCGCAAUACUUUAUCAGUUGUUGAUCUCGAGAGACUGAAAAUAGACAGUGAAAUUGGAUGGCUUAGAGCGAGAUUGAGGGCUGUUCAGGAAGAGAAAGACAAGCUCAAGAGCUCUUUGGAGCACCGGGAGAAGGGGAAAAACGAACUGCAGCUUCUUGAGGAUAUAGCUGGUCACAUCGAAGAGAUACAUCAUCUAACAACACCUGAGAAGGCUGCACGCCAGGCCUCUCUACCACCUUUAUCUGAUAAGGCCACGUCAAAGAAAAGACGUUCUCGAAGUGUCUCACAAGGAGUUGGUCGAAAUGAUUCAAGUUAGGGUAUUGAGCCUUGUGUUCUGCAUGAUCCGAAGGCUUUCAUCUGUGCUUUUCAGGCCCCAGGGAUUUAGAAGCCUAUACAAUUUGAAUAUGUUGAAAGCUGUAGAGCACUUGACAAGCAAUGAGUUUCAGUAAGUUGUGCAGUUUAUAAUUAGAACCUCAGGUUAAUCUUCUAUUUUUUCUUUCCCGAAGCAGUCGAUAACUCUUGCUAAGAACUCAUAUGGGGUUGUAGGCUUCCCACAGAAUGUUUUGUAUAAUUUACUUGACAUGUGAAUAUGUACAUGUAUAUGCACGUAUAUAUGCUUAAAGAAAUCACUUUGAUAAUGAAUGUAUGAAUUAUGAGAAGCCCCUUUCCAAAUCUUCUUUUUGUUGAGUUGCAGCAGGAGUAUGGGUCACUGGACCAGAGCAAGCUAUGGAGAUGUGGACUUUGUUAAGGAAGAACGCCCCAAAACUUUUGGGCCAAAGUAUUGCAACUUAAUGAUGUGCUUGUUACAAGAAGUAGUUCAAUGCUAGCACUUAAACAUGGAUUGGCCAUUGCGGGUAUUGUAAUCUGUAGUCAUCUAAUUUCAAGAGUGCUACUGCCACGAUCUAUAAGCCUACAGGAGCUAGAAAGAUUUUAAAACUAGGGUGUACGUAUCAUACGCCUAAUCUAUCUUUCCUAAUACAGCUACUCUAGACAAGCUCAAAAUAAGAAGCUCACAUUCUUAUUUUCUCUUUAUUUGUAUUUUUCUCUUUAUUUGUAUUAAUUGAGCUAGUUAACUCAUAUAUAUUUAAUGCGUCUUUUGGAGAGACUAUCUCUCACAACGAUUUAUAUCCUAAUAUCAAAUUCCU